This is a messenger RNA of Clonostachys byssicola, 1350 nucleotides long. The record is from the annotation of a GenBank genome assembly. Lineage: Eukaryota; Fungi; Ascomycota; Sordariomycetes; Hypocreales; Bionectriaceae.
AUGAGCGGAGACGGCAGCCAAGGAGCCGAUAUCCAUGUCAUCAACACCUACUUGAAUGACGUCGAAUGGUUUUACUACAUCUCCCAACAAAGUACAAUGCAACACCGGACUUGUACAGUCUGGCCAGUUCUGGACUUAUACGCUCAGCCUCAGCCAAAAGUAGAGCACAAAGAACUAGUUGAUUAUUUUCAAACAGCUGCUCAUCGCUCGUUAAUUACAUUUGCUGUUGACACAUCACCUAUUCGAGAUUCAGUACUCCGCAUGGCCCUUGCUCGCGAUGCUCAUUCAGGGCUAGCUAUCUUCUACGCGAUACUUGCCAUCUCCUCACUUUGUCGAAGAGGUCUUCACCAAGAAGCCGUUCAAUACAAACUUGCUGCAAUCCACGUUCUAUUUGAAUAUGUGAAGGGUGGGAGUAUAGGUCCGGCCGAUGCUGCCCAACAUGUUGCUGCAUGCAUGCUUCUGGCCGCCUUUGAGGUGCGUUCAAAAGAUUUUGAGAAAAAAUUCGGAUACGAAGUAACAGCUCUGUUUACUCAGAUUAUUACUCCACAUGAGAGUUCUGGAGAGUGGCUUAGAUAUGUACGAAUGGCUGCUGACCUUAUCCAACGAAAUCAACUCGAAGUGCAUCUAGCUGCAGACGAUGUUAGAAAUGUCCUUGACUGGGCUCAUUACCAAUCUGCACUCUCCAAAUUUACCACGGCCCACACGAAAGGCGCUACCGUGAAACCGAACAGCUUUGAGUCGGAUGAUCCCGAUAUCAUAGCAAUUUCACAAUUACCUACGAUACUUGACUAUCCCAGCUCACGAACCAAAAUUCUCAACUUGCUUUCUACUACAUUUGACACCAUUAUCGAUCCAAGAAGUCAGUUAGGCCAAAGCGAAGGCUACAAAGAUCGACUCGUAAAUCUUAAGAGAAUCAUCCAGGCCUUCCCCGUCACUCCGCUAUAUAACAACACAAGCCCCUGUCCGAAAACUACAGAGCUUUACAGAAUUGUCACGAUAAUUUACCUGUACCGUGCAUCACAGGGCUUCCUCCAAUUCUCGGAAGAGAUUGAAUCUCUGACCAACAGGGCGUAUUCCAUGCCCAACGAAUGGCCAUGUUGCUUUCACUUCUUUCCCGUACUCAUACUGUCUUGUGAAGCGCGGACAGAAGAAAGAAGACUCUGGAUUCUCCGCCUUCUGAAAAGGUCCAGCCACGGGCCCCGUGGACGAGAAUUGCAGGCGCUGAGGAUCGCCGUCCAGUCUUUAUGGGUCCAGCAAGAUCUUCACGCCGACAGCGAUGUAUUGAUAAAUUAUUAUGGUCUGAUUAGCUCUGUCGUGAGCUCUUCAAGUUCACUUACACCAUUUGUAUAG